CUCUCUCUCUCUCUCUCUCUCUCUCUCUCUCUUUCUCUGAAAAUGAAUCUCUAUCCCUUCCAAAAGAUCUCUUUUCUCCUUGUGAUCACAAGUACUAUAUGCCUAUUGUAUAUUCCAAGAUCUUUGGGUGAGAAGGAUGAUGAGCAAUACCUCAACUGCAGCGCUUCGUUUCAAUGCGCAAAUAUUCCGAAUAUUGGUUACCCUUUUUGGGGAUCAAGCCGGCCCGAUUAUUGUGGCUACCCGGAAUUCAAGUUGAACUGCACCGGGGACGCCCCGGUGAUCUCAUUCCAGGACGAAGAUUAUCGAGUCCUGGAUAUCAACCAAAGUGCAAGUAGUCUCAGAAUCGCUAGGGCAGACUACUGGAACAACGUUUGUCCUGUGUCACCAGGCAACACCACAAUAGAAGUAAACCAUGUAGAAUAUGCUUCAGAUGUUCAAGAACUACUGCUGUUCUAUGACUGCCCCCCACUCAGUAUUCCUCUUCCAGUUCAGCUAACAAGUCAGUUCAACUGCAGCAUAAACAGCACUGCCAAUUACAUCAAUUACUUUGUCACACAAAACCUCACGAAUUCUAGGCUCACGAAUAUUAGUGGUACCUUUGGAACGUGCAACACGACUAUCACUACCCGCGUUUCGCAAUCAGCGAGUGUGAAUUUGGCUAUGAAUUCAACCAAGGACAAUCUAGUUGCUAAUCUUGAUUCCGGGUUUGGGUUGAAAUGGGAUGCAAGUAAUAACUUGUGCAAGCAAUGUGACGAAACUGGUGGUCAGUGCGGGUACAAUACAUCUACAACUGAGUUCACCUGCUAUUGCAAGGAUGGACCUAAUCCCUCAAACUGUGCAGGUAUGCAUGAGCUUGUAAUCUUUUUGGUCUUAAUUCCUUGUCUUUGGGGCUUUUUAUCAAACACCUACAUGUCAUAUGUGGGUCGUUUAGAAUCUUUAUGCUACUUUCAAUCCCUUCACCAUGGAAAACUCUCCUACUUAGCAACCAAUGCCAAAGGGCUUUGGCUCGGGUUAGAGAGUUGUAUAGAAAUCUAGCGUUUAGGCUAACUACUUCUUGAUUCCUCUAUAUUUUCUUUUAGUAUAUAGUCUGGUCUAGAAACAAGUGAGGGGCCAAAGAAAGAUUGGGUUUUUGAGUUGGGUCUCAGAAGAAGAUGAAGUUAGAACUUUCACCUAUACCAAACAUUUUCUUACUCCUUUCACAUAGCCAUGGAAAACCCGUGCGGCAUUCCAUUGGAAACUUCAAGUUGGGUUCUUCUGGUAUUUUAAUAUCAUCUCCCCAAUUAGCUAGGCUGGCCAUUUCCAUGCCAAAACAAAACCGAAUGAUUCAUACCACGUGUUAUGCUUCAUAUGUUCUGACUUCUGAGUUAUCUAGGCUGCUAUGACAUUUACUAUAAUGACCUUAUCUGAAUUUAGAAACUUGUAUGAUUUUGUUUAGCUUUUGGUCUAGUCACAACGCACAGAAAAUUCCCUAGGUACAAGUCAAAGAAAUUAAUUUCCGUGUUUGAUUUUUGUUGAUUGAAAUCACACAAGCAUGCAUGUUUCAUACAUUAAACUAUUAAAAGGUAGUAGGUCCAUUUAAUAAAUUCUUGAUAAAGAUUGUUCUUUCAUAAUAUACCUUUAUAAUAGCUACAGUUCGUCAAUAAAACAAAGCUUUCAUUUCAUGUGCGCGGUGGUUGUGCUUUUUUUUAUUAAAUAUAUAGUAUUUUAGGGACUGAAAAUGUCUUACUCCACUUGCAUAUGCUAUCAUGAAUACUUAAUUGCUAUCCGAAAAAUGUUCUGGGAGUUGUAGCAGUGUGUGUGAUUUUAGCAUAUUAUCAUCCCUCUGAAUAAAAAAAGUCUUAAAAACAAUAUUAAAGAAUCUUCAAACAAAAGUAAAAUAUAAUAAUUUCUGUCUCAGAAAAAGGUGGUCGAUAAUUUGAUAUAUUUACCUGAGAAAAAGUAUAUUUACCCGGGAAAAAGGUAUGGGUGUAGUAGAAGUUUUCUGCCUAAGAAAAACAUGCCCAAAAAUUGUAUGAGA
This is a messenger RNA of Prunus avium (sweet cherry), 2017 nucleotides long. The record is from RefSeq and is a predicted model, not a curated record. NCBI's taxonomy places the organism in Eukaryota, Viridiplantae, Streptophyta, Magnoliopsida, Rosales, Rosaceae.